CCCAACCGUUGAGGCGCAAGAUGAGCCCACGCCCAGUUGCCCAUCACCUAUAAAAACGUAGCACCUGUAUAAUUUCCCUACCUCCAUUUUUUGUUGUUCCAGUUUCAAAAAGUUUUGCAGUCGUUUUCCUUUUUCCGUGAAAGCACAAACUUGUCACAGUCAUUAGAGCCUUGCGAGUUACCAGCUUUCCCUUCCUCUAGGACAAACCCUUUCAGUGACCAAACCAAACCAAACCAAAAUCUUUCUCGUUUUCUUAGUUUGAAUUCCUUUUGGGUUUUACUUGUUUGUUCUUUCCCUUGUAAUAGUAAUGUCAGCAGCAGGUUUUUUCUUUCUCUGUUUGUGAUUUUAGUUUUUCUUUUUGGCGUGUUUUUAAUUUUUUUUACUUGAAUAAUGACAAUGUAAACAUGUAAGUAUUGUGUUCAUGUACUGAAAUAUACACAACAAUUUGGUGGUUACUGUCUCUUCGUAUUUUGCUUCUUUUUUUUCUCUCUUUCUUUUUUUAAAAAAACCUUUUGCUUUGGUUUUUCAUUAACUCACAAUGUCGCAUCUCAAAGAGAAAAAUUCAGAAGAAAAAAACCUUGGGUUCAAAUGGGGUGUUGAGAAAGGCGUUGGAGGCAAAAACAGGGACAUUAUGUUCUACGAGUCAUUUACUUACGAGGGUGAGGAGUAUUUUGUUUAUGAUUGUGUUUACUUUUACCUUGGCCAGCCCGAAGCUUCCAUAGGUAAGCUAGUGAAGAUGUGUGAGGGUCCAGAUCACGCUAAGAAAGUGAAAGUCGUUUGGUUUAUGCGUCCGAGUGAAAUUAGAAACUUUUUGGGAAAUUAUCAGCCGCGUUGGAAUGAGAUUUUCUUGGCUUCAGGUCAAGGACCAGGGGUCUCAAAUGUCAAUCCUGUGGAGUCAAUUGUUGGAAAAUGCAAUGUUGUCUGCAUAUCAAAUGAUCGUAGAAAUCCACAAGCAACUGAAGCAGACGUGAGAUGGGCUGAUUAUUUCUUCUGCUGCCAUUUUGAUGUUGGAGGGCCUGCAAUAUCAGAUGUUUUUCCAGAUAUGGUAGAUGGAGUUAAAGUGGAGCACUUCUUCAACAAGAAAAAAGAACAAAAGCCACUAGGCCCUCCCAAUCUCAAAUCAAAUGUUAAGGAGCAAACUGGGCUACCAAAUUUCUCUUCCAAGUUAAAGGUAAAGAAAGUAAUUGGCAAUACUGUAAGAGAUGACCAUUCUGGUAGCAGACUAAUCCCAUUGCUGAAAGAAUCAAAGACAGCUCCUGUAGGCACGAGCAAGCAAGUGCAUUUUCCAAGUGAGAAUACUCCUCCAAGGCUUAAGACAUCUAUUCCUAGUGGUGGGACUCAGCAUGGUGGAAGUUCACACUGCCAAGUUCAAGAUAAAUUUGAUAAAGCUGAAGUGAAAUUUCCUAAAGAUUCACUUACCAACACAGCUGAGGUCCAGCCUUAUAAAAAGAGAAAACUUCUUCUGGAUGAGAGGGCAAGCAGAAAAUUUGAUAAUCUACAUCAUCAACAAGGACAGGAUAGGGGCACCAAAAUUGAUAAUCAACUUGUACAGGUUUUAAGAAGACCCCAUGCAGAUAGCAGAAAUUGGUUCAAGCAACUACCUUGGGAGCAAAGACUUGAGAGAGCUCAAGAAAGCGGUAGUCUAGUCUCACUUGAAAAUCUGGAUCCAUCUUACACAUCAGCAGAAGUAGAGGAUCUUGUUUGGCAUGCAUUUAAAGAGAAGGUUGAAGCAAAAAUGGUAGAGAAGAGUACUUUUUCAUGCCCUCACUAUGCAGGUAAGGCUCUUAUUAUAUUCAAGUCAAAAGAAGCAGCUGACGCAGCAAUUUCCCAUUUAACAAAGAGAUGCUUAGUGCUAGCGGAUGGGAGACCUGUUAUUGCUAAGAGAGAGACUUUGAGGAAGCCUAGCAAAUUAGCUGGAUUUGUCGGUCAUCUUACCAUUGACAGAGUCCAGCAUAAGAGGCAAACUGAAGAGAUGAAAAAAGCAAAGUCAACAUCGCAUCCUUCCCAGCCCAAUAACAUUGAAUAUGAUAUGGGAAUGGAGUGGCGAAUACUGCAAGAAAAAUCAGAUAUGUGGUGGAAGGCAUUACAUGAGGUUUUGCUGCAUCCUCAAAGUCAAAGCAACAAGCAAAGGAGAUACAAAAUGUUAGGAAACAGCUGAAGAUGAAAAGCAGUAGCUAGUUGCAUUUGGAGGUGUCAACUACCUUCUGGAAAGGUUUCCUUUUGUUUUUCCACAUUGCAAAGAUGUAGACAAGGGUGUCUCCUAUUUUUGGACAGCAUACAGGGUCACACCCAGCAUAACAAUGUCAGAACCUAUACUGAAACAGAUGUUCAAUUUUUUGUGUGUAAAUUCUUUGCCUCAUCCUAUUUGGAUAUCCCACACAUUUUUGCGGUCACCUGGGAAAGUAACUAUGUUUGUCAACUUGUACAGUGAAAAUUUCUUCAGCAUUUUAGGCAUUCAAUUCUUAUAUGAACAUUCUAAUUCUAGGUUCA
This is a messenger RNA of Theobroma cacao (cacao), 2490 nucleotides long. RefSeq names its product protein ANTI-SILENCING 1. Lineage: Eukaryota; Viridiplantae; Streptophyta; Magnoliopsida; Malvales; Malvaceae. The record is from RefSeq and is a predicted model, not a curated record. Gene Ontology annotation, molecular function: chromatin binding; RNA binding.